Messenger RNA from Mercurialis annua (annual mercury), 1738 nucleotides. RefSeq names its product lysine-specific demethylase JMJ30. The transcript has 6 exons. NCBI's taxonomy places the organism in Eukaryota, Viridiplantae, Streptophyta, Magnoliopsida, Malpighiales, Euphorbiaceae. Gene Ontology annotation, molecular function: 2-oxoglutarate-dependent dioxygenase activity. The record is from RefSeq and is a predicted model, not a curated record. Bases 15 to 1499 code for a protein of 494 amino acids.
UUUAAUUGUUCAAAAUGUACCAAAAUGUAUCACAGUCACAAGUUCAAGGACUACACAAACAAAAAUAUCAUCAUAAUGAAGUAAAAUAUCUGAUUAAAUAUCUGCUUGCAUAUCAUAGCCCAACUUCCAAUCAUUUAACAAAGCUCCAUAAAAAAACAACAAAACAAAGCCACCUAAUCAUUCAUUCAAAAUCUUCCCAAAAAUAUCCCUCACCGUCACCUCUCUCUCUCUCACUAACCACCACCGCCAACUGCCAACUGCCACUCAUGUCCGCCGCCGAAACCGUUACCCAUCACCUCUCCACUCCCCUCCUCGACGUCGAAUCGCCACACCUUCUCCAAUCAAUCUCAUCCCACGGCGGCUACGCUUUCGUAAGAAUGGCCACUCUAGCCGCCACCGGGGACUUCCGAGCUGCAGAGGCGGCGCAUGAGAUGGCAUGGGAGCAGCUCCAUUCCGGUCCCUGGCAUUCCGUUUUACCUGUCUGGCGAGACGCAUACUCAAUGGCAUCUCUCCACGUGGCAACUUUUCACUACAAAAACGACGAGUUUAACGAAGCGCUUAGGGUUUUGGAUAUGGGAUUAAUCAUGGGAGGAACAUUACUGAGACAAGAUUUAGACUCUGCCAUUGAAACCAUAACAGCAAAAUCAAGACAAAACGACAACAAAAUUAACCGUUUUGAGAAUUCCAACUAUAAACUUGUUCAAGAAGCUGAGUUUAAUAAAGAGGAGGUGCUGCGUGUAUUACCUGCAAAGUCACUGUCUUGUAAAAAUGUGAUUAAAAGAUCUGGAUUAUCUCUGGAGGCAUUUCUAAGUGAGCAUAUUUUAAGUGGUAAUCCUGUUAUAAUUAGUGACUGUAUGGCUCAUUGGCCUGCUAGAACAAAGUGGAACGAUUUGGAUUAUUUGAAGAGAGUUGCUGGUGACAGAACUGUUCCUGUUGAGGUUGGAAAAAACUAUUUAUGCAAUGAGUGGAAGCAAGAGCUUAUAACUUUUUCACAGUUUCUUCAGAGGAUUCAGUCCGAUGACUCUUCUUCUGCUGUUCCGACUUAUCUUGCUCAGCAUCCAUUGUUUGAUCAGAUAACCGAACUGCGAAAUGAUAUUUGCAUUCCUGAUUACUGUUAUGCUGGUGGCGGGGAGCUUAGGUCUCUUAAUGCUUGGUUCGGUCCAGCUGGUACAGUUACACCAUUGCACCAUGAUCCUCACCAUAAUUUACUUGCGCAGGUUGUUGGAAGAAAGUAUGUCAGGCUGUAUGCUGCUUCAUUGUCAGAAGAUCUUUACCCAUACAGUGAAACCAUGCUCUGCAAUUCCAGCCAGGUGGAUCUAGACAAUAUAGAUGAGAGAGAAUUUCGAAAGGUGCAUGACUUGGAAUUCCUGGACUGCAUUUUGGAGGAAGGGGAAAUGCUUUACAUCCCACCAAAGUGGUGGCACUAUGUUCGAUCUCUCACACCGAGUUUAUCAGUUAGCUUCUGGUGGAGUGAGUCUGGUAGUUCAGCCGUGUCUUGACGUUGUAGCAUCGUAUAGUUGGAUUCUUUUUUGAUACGACUGGCAUAGUAUGCCAAGAUAUUACUGGGUGUAAUGUGAAUAAAUUACCUUUGCAUUCAUGUAGUGAGAGUGAUAGAAUAAUUUCCACAAUGUAGAUCAAUUCAGUUUGAUUUUUCCUAAAAACUGAAAAUUUGGUUCAACUCUUUGAACUGGAAAAACUGCAAAAAUCAGAAAUCAUCAGUUCUUUAUUUUAAUAGUUA